Kluyveromyces lactis is the source of this 2397-nucleotide messenger RNA. It is a transcript of the gene RAD16, whose product is annotated as DNA repair protein RAD16. The transcript has a single exon. The record is from RefSeq and is a predicted model, not a curated record. Gene Ontology annotation, molecular function: metal ion binding; ATP binding; ATP-dependent chromatin remodeler activity. Bases 1 to 2397 code for a protein of 798 amino acids. Lineage: Eukaryota; Fungi; Ascomycota; Saccharomycetes; Saccharomycetales; Saccharomycetaceae.
AUGGAGGAAGGUGGGUUCAUCAGAAGGACAAGGCAGAGCGGGAACCGGACUCGAACUGCCAAGAAGAAUGUCGUAUACAUUGAAUCAAGUUCAGGUGAGUCCGAGGAUGAGCCAUUAGUAAAGAAAGAAAUUAAGAGCAAUAAGGGUAACGCAAAAGCCAAUGACAAGGGCAAGUGCAAAACCAAGGGCACAACUAAGGCAAACCGAAAUUUGGAUUCGGAUUUAGAGUAUGAUGAUUCUUUGGUUCUCUUAUCGGAUCAGACGGACAGAUCUGGUGAUGAAUCAAGUGAUGAGCUCAAACGUGAACAGGUAGUCGAACUGAUAUCCUCUUCUGAUGAUGAUGAACCUCUGCAAAAUGGACCGCAAAAGAAGAAGAGAAAGGCUAAUGGUAGGGCUGGUGGUGCCACUGCUACUAAGAAGAAGCCGACAAAACCCAAGAUCUCUCCUUUCGAAAGAAACACAGCAAAGUUGUAUGCUCAUCAUUCAGAACUUAUCGAUGUGUUCAAAAAAUUACAGGAAUCGCCGAUACGGCAGGUGGAAAGAGCUCCUCAGCCUGAUGGUAUGGCCAUUAGAUUAUUACCUUUUCAGUUGGAAGGUUUGCACUGGUUGCAACAACAAGAAGAAUCGGAUUAUAAUGGUGGUGUGCUUGCUGAUGAGAUGGGUAUGGGUAAAACCAUACAAACGAUAGCUUUGCUGAUGAGCGAUAUCACAAGGAAACCAUCUCUUGUCGUGGCACCAACAGUGGCGUUAAUGCAGUGGAAAAAUGAAAUCGAACAACACACAAACAAGAAAUUAUCCGUAUACAUGUACCAUGGAGCUAAUAGAACGAACAAUCUAGGUGAUUUCAAAGACGUUGACGUUAUCUUGACCACUUACGCUGUUUUGGAAUCCGUCUAUAGAAAACAAGUUUAUGGUUUUAAAAGAAAGGCUGGAACAGUAAAAGAAAAGAGUUUAUUACAUUCUAUCAACUUUUACCGAGUAAUUUUAGAUGAAGCUCAUAAUAUCAAGGAUAGAACAAGUAACACUGCCAAAGCUGUUAACUCCCUCCAGACGAAAAAAAGAUGGUGUUUGUCUGGUACACCUUUGCAGAAUAGAAUCGGUGAAAUGUACUCUUUGAUUAGAUUCUUAAACAUUGAACCAUUCACGAGGUACUAUUGCAAGCAAUGUUCUUGUUCAUCUGAAAAUUGGCGUUUCUCAGAUUAUUUACAUUGUGAUGACUGUGGUCAUGUUGGUAUGCAGCACACAAAUUUCUUCAAUCAUUUCAUGUUGAAAAACGUUCAAAAACAUGGCAUUGAAGGACCGGGUCUACAAUCUUUCCAAAAUAUUCAGACCUUAUUGGCUAGGAUCAUGUUGAGGAGAACCAAGGUGGAAAGAGCGGACGACCUUGGAUUGCCACCAAGAAUCGUUACUGUUAGAAAGGAUUACUUCAACGAAGAGGAGAAGGAUCUCUAUCAAAGUUUAUACUCGGACAUCAAAAGGAAGUAUAACUCUUAUGUUGAGGAAGGUGUGGUUUUGAAUAAUUAUGCUAAUAUCUUUACCUUAAUCACUAGAAUGAGACAGAUGGCGGACCAUCCUGAUCUAGUAUUGAAAAGGCUCAAGGGAAAUAAUGAUAAUAACCCCGGUGUUAUUAUCUGUCAGUUAUGUGAUGAUGAAGCUGAAGAACCAAUUGAAUCCAAAUGCCAUCAUAGGUUUUGUCGCCUCUGCAUCAACGAAUAUAUUGAUUCUUUCAUGGCAGAUGAAAAAAAACUAACAUGUCCGGUAUGUCACAUUGGACUCAGUAUCGAUUUACAACAACAAGCUCUUGAAGUUGAUGAAGAACUAUUCAAAAAGCAAAGUAUUGUCAGUCGGUUAAAAAUGGGAGGUAAAUGGAGGUCCUCCACUAAGAUUGAGGCUUUGGUUGAGGAGUUAUACAACUUGAGAAGUGACAAGCGCACGAUCAAGUCGAUUGUCUUUUCCCAAUUCACAUCAAUGUUAGAUCUUGUUGAAUGGAGAUUAAAACGUGCAGGUUUCCAAACAGUUAAAUUGCAAGGCAGUAUGACUCCCACUCAAAGAGAUCAAACAAUUAAAUAUUUUAUGGAGAAUAUCCAUUGUGAGGUUUUCUUAGUUAGUUUGAAAGCUGGUGGUGUGGCUCUUAACUUAUGUGAAGCUUCGCAGGUGUUCAUCUUAGACCCAUGGUGGAACCCCAGUGUUGAAUGGCAGAGUGGUGAUAGAGUCCAUAGAAUUGGUCAAUUCCGGCCAGUGAAAAUUACAAGAUUCUGUAUUGAAGAUAGCAUAGAGUCCAGAAUUAUCGAACUUCAAGAAAAGAAGGCUAGCAUGAUUCAUGCAACAAUCAAUCAGGACGAGGCGGCAAUUAAUAGAUUGACUCCGGCAGAUUUGCAGUUUUUAUUCAACAAUUGA